UUUUUUUGGUUGUUUUCCCAAACUACAAUUGUACACUAACAUUUAAUGGAUUCAAAUACUACUUUGUUUUUUUUUAUUUCUCGCACAUUUUUCAAAUCUUCAAAAAUUAAUUUUGGGUUUUUGUUGUUUCCAUUUGAGUUUUCGCGCGUUUUCCUUAUUGGCUAAUAUUCCAUUAUGGCCGCUUCGUGGUUUUUCCCAUUGGUCGUACACGGUAAUACAAUCUUUGUCACUCUCUUUUUUAUUUGUUAUCAUGGUCUUACAUACUUGUAGCUAUAAAACCAUUUAGAAUGCAUAGCAGACCUAAAUUUACCUCUUAACAACAACCGAAGCUUCCUAUACAAAGAAAUUUUAAAAAUUAAAGGUUAAUUCAUAACAGUGAGUUAUACACUUUUCAAAUUGAAUAAUUUUAUGUACAUAAACCAGACAUUUAGAUAAUAUACAUCCGUGGUUGUAAUUGUAUUAGGGUUGGGCGUUGUUAUUCUGCGAUUAGUCCAUUUAUCUCAUUGUAUGGAAAAGAAGAAGUUAUAUACUUUUAUAGCUCAAAUAACAUUUAGAACUAUUGAUUUAAUAUAAUCCCGAAAGAAUGGAUUUGGAGCAAAAAGUUAUUAAAGAAGAAAUUGAUGUUCACGAUGUUUUCGUUUGGAAUAUGGAUGUUAAACAAGAAUUGAUUGAUGAAGUACAUAAGGAAAAUUGUGGCAUUAAACAAGAAAUUACUGAUUCAAAUAUAGUAGUUGGAGAAUCUAUUGUUGCACCUAAAGUAGAAAGUGGCGAUUCCUAUGAAGUUUAUAUACAUAAUAAAAACAAAUUUGUAAAUUCAAGAAGAAAAAUUGGAAAGCGGAUUAAAUCAAAAGGAAAACUCUCCAACUUGAAUAAUGUUGCUGGGAUUAUAAUAUGUGAGUUUUGUGGAAAUUUAUAUACAAAACAAAUAGAAUUCCUCUAUCAUUUUUCAACUAAUCAUUGUAUAAAUCAAAAUAAAUUACUUUAUGAAAAGGAAUUUAAUCAGAAAAUUAUAACUAGGAGGAAAAUUCAAAAUUUUAAGUCGAAAGUUGAAGAUGUAAAACAUGAAAUUGAAGUAGCCGAACAUGAUUUGAAAGACAAAAUUCAAGAUAUUGUAGAUGAAAAUGAGAAAUCGAAGAGAUUUUUGCAGGUUAACAAAGUAGAAAAGUCGUUCAAAUGUGAAAUUUGUUCAAAAACUUUUUCAAAAAACGCUAAUUUAUAUUUACAUUUUCGUAUUCACACAGGAGAGAAGCCUUACAAAUGUGACAUUUGUUUGAAAAGUUUUUCAGUGAAGUGUAAUUUAAAUAAACAUUUGGGUACUCACAUGGAAUGUAAACCAUUUAAAUGUGAUGUUUGUUCGAAAAGUUUUUCAAAAAACAGUAAUUUAAAUACACAUUUUCGUAUUCACACAGGAGAAAAGCCAUACAAAUGCAAUGUUUGUCACAAAAGUUUUUCAGUAAAAAGUAACUUGAACAAACAUUUGAGUAUUCACAAAGAAGAAAAGAAGAAAAUAGAGAAACCGUUUAAGUGCGAUAUUUGUCGGAAAAGUUUUCCACAAAAAGAUAAUUUGAAUAAACAUUUGCGGAUUCAUACAGGAGAAAAGCCGUUUCAGUGUGAUAUUUGUUUGAAAAAUUUUUUAAAGAAAAGUAAUUUGAAAACGCACCUUCGUAUUCACACAGGAGAAAGGCCAUUCAAAUGCGAUGUUUGUAUGAGAACUUUCGCACAGAAAAGUAAUUUAAAUUUACAUUCGUGUAGUAAAACAAGAGAAAACACAUUUAAAUGUGACAUUUGUUUAAAAAGUUUUCCACGUAAAUUUGAUCUAAAUAAACAUCUGCUCAGUCACACAGAUGAAAAGCUAUUUCAAUGUGAUAUUUGUACGAAAUCUUUUUCACUUAAACAAACUUUAAAUAUACAUUUUCUUACCCAUAGAGGUGAAAAACCAUUCAAGUGUGAUACUUGUAAUAAACAGUUUUCAAUGAAAUUUAAUUUGAAUAAACAUCUGCUUAUUCACACGGGAGAAAAACCAUUCAAAUGUGACAUUUGUGCAAAAACUUUUUUACAUAAAAAAAGUUUACUAAGACAUCUUCGUGUUCACACAGGAGAGAAGCCAUUUAAAUGUGAAAUUUGUUUUAAAACUUUUGCACAGAAAUUUAAUUUAAAUAUACAUCCGUGUAAUUACAAGGGAGAAAAACCAUUCAAAUGUGAUAUUUGUCCGAAAUCGUUUUUAUGGAAAAGUAAAAUAGAAAGACAUUUGCUCACCCAUACAGGAGAAAAACCAUUCGAAUGCCAUUUAUGCGGGAAAUCUUUUACACAAAAUGGCAAUUUUAACAAGCAUCUACGUAGUCAUACAGGAGAGAAGCCAUUUAAAUGUGAAAUUUGCUCGAAAACUUUUUCGAUUAAAAAUAGUUUGAACAACCAUUCACGUAUUCAUAUUGGAGGAAAGCCGUUCAAAUGUGACUUUUGUAACAAAACUUUUUUAUAUAAAAGGAGUUUAAAUAAACAUUCUUGUUGUCACAAAGGAGGAAACUCUAUAAAAAGUGACACAAAAAAAUAGUUUUGGUAACAUAAUUAUAUAUAUAGUCCGAAAACUGGAAAUAAUAAAAACCCUUGUGUUGGAGAAUUAAAUAAUUCAAUAAAGCAUACUACCAAGUCGAUUGAGAAAA
Messenger RNA from Diorhabda sublineata, 2660 nucleotides. Its product is annotated as gastrula zinc finger protein XlCGF57.1-like. The coding region runs from base 584 to 2551 and encodes 655 amino acids. Gene Ontology annotation, cellular component: nucleus. Gene Ontology annotation, biological process: regulation of transcription by RNA polymerase II. Lineage: Eukaryota; Metazoa; Arthropoda; Insecta; Coleoptera; Chrysomelidae. The record is from RefSeq and is a predicted model, not a curated record. Gene Ontology annotation, molecular function: DNA-binding transcription activator activity, RNA polymerase II-specific; RNA polymerase II cis-regulatory region sequence-specific DNA binding. The transcript is spliced from 2 exons.